UGCACUGGGCUCAGGCCCAGACAAUUGUCGAGGCGGUUGGGUUGAAAGACAGUCUGCUCGGGCCGCGUGGUCAAACUCAAUCGCCAGCUUUGUACCCCCUGUCGUGCUAUCAACCAGGACCCGAACCCGACCAAAACAAUGACUCGCCCAGCUGGCCGUGGCGAUUUCGAGAUAGCCAUCAUCUGCGCCCUCACAAUAGAGGCCGAUGCCGCAGAGGCUCUCUUCGACCGCCACUGGGGCGACGAAGGUCCUCCUUACGAUAAAGCCCCCGGCGACCCCAACGCCUACUCCACCGGGUACAUUGGCCGCCACAACGUCGUGCUAGCCCACAUGCCCGGCAUAGGGAAGGCCAAUGCUGCGCUCGUGGCGAGCAAUUGCCGAAACAGCUUCCCCAACAUCAAACUCGCUCUUGUCGUUGGCGUCUGCGGCGCAGCGCCGUUUGCGCCCAGCAACAAUGACGAGAUUGUGCUCGGCGAUGUCAUCAUAAGCGACGGCGUCAUCCAAUACGAUCUCGGACGACGGCUUCCCGAGGGCUUUGUGCGCAAGGACACUCUGCUUGAUUCUCUAGGGAGGCCCAACGCAGAGAUCCGUGCGCUUGUUGUGAAGUUGAAGGGUAUCCGCGGCCAAGCGACGCUUAAAAGAAAAAUGGCCAGCUAUAUGGAAGAACUCCAGAAACAGCCCGAGGUGAAAGCGGAGUAUCCAGGCCUCCAGCACGACCGGCUUUUUGAAGCCACAUACCGCCACGUCGGCGAUGGGAUGAUCUGUGAAGACUGUUGCUGUAGCGGUCGGUUAGUGUCCCGCUCUCGUCUCGCUCAGGGCAUACCGCAACCUGCUGUCCACUUCGGCUUGAUCGCGACUGGCGAUAUGGUGAUGAAAUCUGGGGAAGAACGUGAUGAGAUCGUACGACGGGAGGGAGCCAUUGGUUUUGAGAUGGAGGGAGCCGGGGUGUGGGACAGCUUCCCAUGCGUGGUGAUCAAGGGCGUUUGCGACUACGCGGACAGCCAUAAGACGAAGGUAUGGCAGCGGUACGCAGCAGCAACGGCAGCAGCAUGCAUGAAGUCUUUUUUGGACUAUUGGGUACCUUCGGUGACGAUCGGUCGAGUCCAGGAGCAUCCCACCGGCCCUUGGCUUCUCAUUCCACUCCCAAGACACGACGCAGGUGUCGGCCGGGGCGCCAUGCCCGUGGGCACUCUACAGGCAAUGGCCCCGCUCGUCGGUUUGGGCGGCAUGGGCGGAUUUAGAGUCGCUUUCCCGAACGAAGGAACGAUCUUCGGGGCUGCGAACUGCGGCUCGACUAGGCUUAAGGAAGUCCAUCUUGAUGCCAGAGACAUGAUGCCUCGCAUCGCCGACACGCAUUUCGACAAAAUCCUCGACAUCAUGAGGCCAAAAAGAUCACCUGAAAACGCACUCCAGAAACACAAGUCGAUCGCCAGGCGCUCCUCUCCCUGGAGGAGCCAGAACCGGGACACCCUCGAGCUUUUGCGGCGCGUCGGGCAGUGGGCUUCCGCACCCAAGUCGUCGUUGCUGGUCCUGCAGACGCAGCCGCGAGCCCACGCCCGGGUCAAGGAGAUGGCCAUCGAGCUGAUCGGAUUUCUGCGGCCGCAGUCCCCGAAGGUCAUCUGGUACCUAUCUGGCACGAGCAUCGAGGAUAAGUGCGCUUCCGCGGUCGAGGUCCUGCGUAGCCUGAUAUUCCAGUCCUUGAAGCUGGUGCCGGAGCUCGUCGCCUCGGAGCUGGGCAGCUUCUCCACGACCAAGCUGCGUGCGGCGCAUUCCGAGAACGAGUGGCUCGAUUUGCUGUGCAGCAUCCUGCAGCAUUUGAAUUCCUGCUUUAUCAUCAUUGAAGCAGAGGAUGUUUUCAGAAACGGGGGGUCGGUGCAACUCAUGGGACUGUUACAGAGGAUUGCUGACCGCUUCCGAGACUCGGGGGCUGCGAUCAAGCUCCUGGUCGUCAGCUACAAUCACACCUGGCCGAGCCCAGAUGAGUCAAGGUUAGAAGACAUGCCAACGGUACUUGUCGUCAACCGAGAAGCCCCUGUCCCUCCACGGCUUCGAAGACCUGGGGCACGUUCUGUGUUCCACGGGGCUGCCUGGGGCCGUACCCUGAGCCGGAAAACAACAUAAUUGCCGGCAAUAUGUCCGCGGUCAUAGCGGGCCCAGGCCGUUGCAAGACGCACUCAGACUAACCUGUCACAGGCAACGCCUGGCAAAGAGACAAUGGCUGCGGUGUGCCGCAGGUCGUCGAGGCUUAAAGCUACAAAUAGGAGAUAGAAGGUAGCGGAAGGGCAGCCAAAGGUCGCGCGAGGCGACUCGGAAGAAGAAGAAAACGGACCGCCGGGAUAUUCGGGGAUCUAGCGGGAAUGACAGUUGAUCCUUCCCAAAGGGUUGUGGACUCCCUACAGCUGACGGCGGAACGUCGAGCUGGCCUUUAUAGGCGACUGCGAGCCGUAUCGAGCUUCAGUUCUUCUAUGAUGGCGCCUGCGAGAUGGAGUGUCGGCAUCAGUCCUAAACUACACGGCGUGUGGUGGUCGGGCAGAGCUGCGCCGCAGUCUUCUCGGCUCUUCACCUGCCGCUUUAAAUGCACAGACGGGGACAUGAUACAGUGGCUUUUCUUUAGGCAGAGCGGUGUGUCCACUUGACAUGCACCGGCCUGGUGGCGAGGUAUGUUUUACGCGAUGGUGAUCGUCGUUUCGGUUUAUAUUGGGGUAGAAACAUCAACUUUACUCUAGAACAGGAAUUCCAUUCCCUUGUGUCCUUCUUCUUCCUCUUCAGCCGCCUCGGCCUCGCGCCC
This is a messenger RNA of Gaeumannomyces tritici R3-111a-1, 2788 nucleotides long. RefSeq lists its product as hypothetical. The record is from RefSeq and is a predicted model, not a curated record. Gene Ontology annotation, biological process: nucleoside metabolic process. Lineage: Eukaryota; Fungi; Ascomycota; Sordariomycetes; Magnaporthales; Magnaporthaceae. The coding region runs from base 139 to 2121 and encodes 660 amino acids. The transcript is spliced from 5 exons. Gene Ontology annotation, molecular function: catalytic activity.